Messenger RNA from Pelecanus crispus (Dalmatian pelican), 1056 nucleotides. The record is from RefSeq and is a predicted model, not a curated record. Lineage: Eukaryota; Metazoa; Chordata; Aves; Pelecaniformes; Pelecanidae.
ACAGCAUUUUAGUCAAGAGGAAUAAUGUAAUUCUCUGCUGUUUCUUGCAGGAUCGCGUGACAUUCAGAAGAAUUAUAUUGAAAAACAACGCAAAGAAGAGGAAGACGUAUGAAUUAUUUAUUGAGUCUGUGCCCCUUCUUAAAUCCUUGGAGGCAUCAGAGCGAAUGAAGAUAGUGGAUGUUAUAGGGGAGAAAGUGUAUCAAGAUGGGGAACGUAUCAUUUCUCAGGGUGAUAAAGCAGAUUGUUUUUACAUUGUAGAAUCUGGUGAAGUAAAAAUCUUGAUUAAAAGCAAGACUAUGACAAGUAAAGAAGCUAACCAAGAAGUGGAGAUUGCCCGGUGUCACAGAGGGCAGUAUUUUGGAGAGCUUGCACUUGUUACCAACAAACCCAGAGCAGCCUCUGCCUAUGCUGUUGGGGAGGUGAAAUGUUUAGUCAUGGAUGUGCAAGCAUUUGAGAGGUUGCUUGGACCCUGCAUGGACAUUAUGAAGAGGAAUAUAACACAUUAUGAGGAGCAGCUGGUGGCAAUGUUUGGCUCUAGCAUGGACCUGUUGGAUCCAGGGAAUUAGGCACAGGGUACCUCAAUGCCUUCUUAGUUCAAGACACAGAAAAGCCUCCUAUCUGCAACACAACUCACAAGGAAAACGGACACUACGGAACAGUUACUGCUGCUGUCUUCUUGGGCAUUUUAGAAACCAUAAACAAGUCUCAGCACAGAUGGAUUGCUCACUCCCUGCCUCCACUUUGCUGCUGAUACUUCAUUAUUAGACCUAGAGUAAAGAUGAUUUUAACCCUAUGUUAAGUUACUUGGUUCAGAAUGGCAUCUGUCCAACAGUUCAAGUGCCUGAUACGAAACCCAAAGUGUGCAAGAUAUAGAAGCCUCCUUCCUCCUGGUGUUACUGUUGGGAUAAAUUUUCAGAUCAGAUUCUGUAGUGGGAGGUUGCCUGUUCUGCAGAGGCAACCUGUGGAAUACAAGCCUUUUACAGGCUUAUUACCUUCAUCUGAUGCUUUCCUUACACAAUGUCAAAUUUGCUUUUAAUUGUAGCAUCUGGGUUUGAA